CAAAGAUACGUCAAAAAAUCUAUCAGAUGUCAACCAAUCUCAUUUCAGGUAAAAACCAAAACUUGUCUAAAAUGGAAAGCAGCAAGGUCAUCUCUACUGACAAAGCUACAGUUGUCAUCCAAAUAAAUCCACAGGAGGCAAAAGACAGCAUUUUUUUUGUUGAUGGACAGCGGGACAGAGGAACAAAUCUCAAUACAACGCUUAAAGAAUUUUUCAGAGCACUACCAAAGCCACUGGGGACUGUACAGAUAAUGAUUGGAGUGACGGUCUUCUUACUUGGUAUUCUACACACCACAAAUUUCUAUGAAUACUCUGCUAUUGUUGUCUAUAGUGGCAUCACCUACUGGGGAUCUUUCAUUUACAUCAUCACUGGCUCUCUGUUUGUUGCUGCGCAGAAAAAAAACGUAAUCCGUUGUGUGUACUGA
Messenger RNA from Cyprinus carpio (common carp), 425 nucleotides. Its product is annotated as membrane-spanning 4-domains subfamily A member 14-like. The transcript has 5 exons. Gene Ontology annotation, cellular component: membrane. The record is from RefSeq and is a predicted model, not a curated record. Lineage: Eukaryota; Metazoa; Chordata; Actinopteri; Cypriniformes; Cyprinidae. The coding region runs from base 27 to 425 and encodes 132 amino acids.